CUAAGGGCGGGGAUUCCGCCGUGCGUCAUUUCCGCUUCUCUCGUGGUGCGGAGGAGCCGCGCGCCGAGCAGGACAAUGCCUAAGUCAAAGGAACUUGUGUCUUCAAGCUCAUCUGCCAGUGAUUCAGAUAGCGAAGUUGACAAAAAGGCAAAGCGGAAAAAGCAAGCAGCUCCGGAAAAGCCUGUAAAGAAACAAAAGACUGGUGAAAGUUCAAAAGGUGCAGCUUCUUCUAAGCAAAGCAGUAACAGAGAUGAGAAUAUGUUUCAGAUUGGCAAAAUGAGGUAUGUCAGUGUUCGUGACUUUAAAGGGAAAGUCUUAAUUGAUAUUAGAGAAUAUUGGAUGGAUCAAGAAGGUGAAAUGAAGCCUGGCAGAAAAGGUAUUUCUUUAAAUCCAGAACAGUGGAACCAGCUGAAGGAACAGAUUUCUGAUAUUGAUGAUGCAGUAAGAAAACUGUAAAGACAGAGCCAUACAGAAAUGUUUAUCAUUUUAGUUGUUUUAAGCAGUCUUUUUACAUUGGCUUUUGUUUUCUAAAAUAUUGUUUUCCAAGCUAUUGUAUAUUUGGAUUGCAAAACAAUUUGUAAGAUGAAUACUUUUUUUAUGUGCAUUAAAAGUGUAUUCUGAGUGAGGCUAUUUGUGUAUACUUUACUAAAAGGAAAAUGUGUUGCUUCCACCUCAUGGUGUAAAAUAAACAAAUCAAUAAUAUGUAAAGCAUAGCUGUUUAUGGCCUUUUGAUUGAAGAUGUUUGCAGAGAAGGCCACCUGAUAGUUUUAAUCUUUGUUUUAGUUUCAGUUUAGUUAACAGUUAAUAUGAAUUGGUUUUCUGAGGAGAUUCUUAAUGUCUCCAUUUACUUUUUUUUUCUUUUAUUUCAUAUUCUUUGGUAUUUCUCUAGAAGCUGUUUUCUUUAAGACUUGAUACAAAAAGUGAAUACCUGGUAAAACACACUUUUGUAGAUAAUUUUAAAUACUGUAUUUGCUAAUUUACCCUAUUUAUUCAGAUGUAAACAGUCCUGAGUAUAUAGACUUUUUUGCAUUACUUGCAUGAAGUAUUAUGGUAAACAGUAACACUUGAACACAAGCCACACACUACUUCCCAUUUUUCUAUAGCUUGCUUGACUUGGAAAAUGCAGUUAGCCUUUAUUCUUGGACACUAGGUUUUAGAAGGUGAUGCAUAAACUUUUACAGUAAUACAUAUACCUCAGUGUAAGAUAGAAUUUAAAAGCUCCUAAUUUGGUGGUUAUUUGGGUAACCUUUCCAAACUUUGCAUUGAUUUAAUUUUUGAACAUGUACUGACUAGUUAUUCUAUAGGCAAGAACACUUAACCUGCCUUUGUAGGGCUUUUGUUCAUGUUUGAAAGUAUUGCAUAAACAGUUGUUUCAAUUAGGCUGUAAGACAAGUUGAACAGUUAAACGGGGUUAAAAUUUUCAGCCAAAAUGGCUGGCUAAAAUGCUUCUGCCCUAUCCUUACUGCCUGCUGAAACCUUUUAACUUCACUUGCUUUGUGUGGCUUACAUGUGCAUAAUUGUUUCUUUUGUACAGAACAUAUUUGGCGCUUACAAUGGAGCGCUGGUACAUAGAGAAUCAUGGUUCUAGUGAACUUCACUUGUCUAUCAGUAUCCUAUUCUGGUAAGAAAAGCUUCUCUUCAGCAGAAGCUAUAUUAGAUUAAAUGCUGUCCUACACUCAAGGUAAUUUUGGUAGGUGUUCUGAGAUGAAUGAAAAAGGGAAAACACAAUGUUUGAAUAGUAUUUGGAGAGAAGGGCAGUGCAGAAAUUAAAGUGAAAGAUCAAAGUUAGCUGACAAUAACUGCAGUGAAAAAACUUGUUAGUGGAAUUGGAAAGAGUUCAUCUUCUGACUUAGUGCAGUUAAUUGGAAGAAGAAGAUAAAACAGCUUCAUGAAAAAUGACAUUUCAAGACCAUGUAGUGAAUGUACAACCUAUUGGUUCUGCUGUAAUUUUCCCAUUUGAUGUUAAACUUGUAUUUUUUAAAUUUUAUAUAGAUAAACUGGACUUGCUAUUUGUUUAAUUUUGGAAUAUCUUAAUAUAAUUGUUUAUAUUGUAGACAUGCAUGGAAGUCCUGUUCUGCUAAGUGCCAUACACAGACUGUUCAGGUGCUGCAGAGUUUAUAAUUCAAUACAAGUGGUACAUGAAGGGUGAGGAAAGGAGACUUCAUCAAAUUAAAUAUAAUUGUUUAGUUUAACUGUUAUGUCGGAUAUCUCCACCUGCUUUUUAACUUACCCACAGAGAAAUUUCAAAUAAAGUUAAAACUUGGUUUUGUAUGACUCAGGAAAGCUGAGUUUUUUUAGGAACUGUUUGAGGGUGAAUAAAAGGAUGAAGAGAUGUUUUGUGGUAGCCGCUCCAUUUUUUGGGCAUCUCUUUUCGAGUGAGUGACUCAUAGGGAUAUUGGGACCAAAUAGAAUAAAUACGUAGUCUGCUAAAAUGUCACAGAUGAGUGAAUGAAAAGUUACUUCAGGUCACUAUUAACAGUUCUAAGUAUUUUUAUUUGCAAUAUGUACAUACGAAAAUUUGUUUUGAAAGUUUGUAACCGAUUUUCACUUGUUUUACCUUAAAACUUCCAUGUCACUACUUAAAAGUGCAUGAUUGUGAUAGAGGGAACAUUGUCCUCACUUUAGAUGACUGCGGUAGUAGAUCAUUGGAUGACAGUUAUGAAUCAGUACAAUAUAAUUUUGUUCAGGAGGGUGGAAAGUUAAACUCAUUCUUUUUGGGAGAGUAAGUGACAGUUUUAAUGUAGUGAUUAGUUCUGUUGUGGAAACUGAUGGUAGAGAGGUUCAAAGAAAUAAGUAUUUGUUGACAGAGAAUUAUUAGUUCUACCUAUAGAUAAAUAUCUUGCUAAAAUCUAGUGGUGAUGAUUGCUAGAGCUGUUCAUCCCAUUUUCCUUGAUACUUGAUAAAGUUUGGGGCAGUUUGGUUUUACUUAGCUUGUGUGUUUAGAAAUAGUCUUUCAUAUCCCAGCUAUGUUUCUGUCAGUAGUAUUGAUAAAAUGUCAUGUAUUUUAUUUGAGCUAGUCUUUUUAACAUCUGCAAGAAUUUACAACAAAGUAAAUAAACCAGUUUCCCAAAUGAACUCAAAAUGAGACAUGCUGAACUGUGGAAGGAAUUCAGUGAGCAUCAAAUGACAAUCUGCUUGCUAAGAGUUUGACACAUCUGAUGUUAUUUUUGAUAUGAAUCACUUGUGAUUUGCGUGUCACUUGCUUGUGAUUUGUCAUACAAGUACUGUCUAUGGCUGUAGCUUUCUAAUUUGAGAAGAAAACUCAAUUUUUUUGAAGAUUAUUUUCUUGCAGACAAAAUAGUAGUUAGGAUGCGUACAGAAGUGUCCACAGAAGAAAUUUGUGCAUAUGAAAAAAUAAAUGUGUAAUAUGAGAAAAAUAAAUAUUGUUUCUUUUUCCUACUGAAGUGGCUAUAGACAGAUGCAUUUGAUUAUUGAUAUUUAUGCAGGGCGUGUUAGCAAUAUGUUUUAUAAGUUAAACCUAUUAUGGAAAUUAGGAGGGAGAAAAGGCAUCACAGAGCUGCCAAAGUAUUGUAUGUGUUCUAAAUCAAACUGUUACAUACAAUGUUGCUCUUAUGUACAGACAUCCAUAUUGAAAUUAAACAAAUGUAGGACCUUGCUAUUUCUGUUAAAGGAAAUGCCCCAUUUACGUACUUUUUGUGAUCUGUUAGCAAAAGAAAAAAAAUGGUAAUUGUAAUUUUGGUAACUCAGAUGUCAUGUUGUUAACCAUGUGGAAUGUUGAAUGUUUUGUUCUGGUGGUAUCUUUUGCAGAGAGGCCACUGGAGAUACGAAUCCUCCAACUGUAAUUAUCUUAAUGUUCAAAUAAAAAUAAUCAAAAGAUAUAUGUGUAAUACCAGUUUGAACACCUGAAAAUAAAGAUUUGUGUUGGCAUA
Molecule: messenger RNA, 3890 nt
Organism: Rhea pennata
Lineage: Eukaryota; Metazoa; Chordata; Aves; Rheiformes; Rheidae
Gene: SUB1
Product: SUB1 regulator of transcription
Exons: 5
Coding region: 76-456 (126 amino acids)
Biological process (GO): positive regulation of transcription initiation by RNA polymerase II
Cellular component (GO): nucleus; transcription regulator complex
Molecular function (GO): transcription coactivator activity; DNA binding
Source: RefSeq, a predicted model, not a curated record